This is a messenger RNA of Caenorhabditis remanei, 354 nucleotides long. RefSeq lists its product as uncharacterized. The transcript has a single exon. NCBI's taxonomy places the organism in Eukaryota, Metazoa, Nematoda, Chromadorea, Rhabditida, Rhabditidae. Bases 1 to 354 code for a protein of 117 amino acids. The record is from RefSeq and is a predicted model, not a curated record.
AUGUCUUCUUCAACCUACCAAGUGAGCCGUUCCCACAAGCGCCCCAUCUCCACCACUGAAGACGCCCCGCCCACCAAGAAGACCAAGACAUCUACAGUACCCCACGCUACUCCAGAAGUCGUACCACGUCAAUCCAAGAAACGUAGCUUCACCCAAAUGCAAACGGCAUCUCGGGAAUUCGAGGAGACUGAUGAGAUGAUCGUCAAGAAAUCGGAAGUCAAGGAGCCAAUGGAUGAGUUUGACGAGUGGAUUCAGGAUAUUGAAGAUUAUGAUGGAUUCGAGUGCCCGGAUGACGAUGAGGAUGAAGAUGUUGAGGAGGUUUUGGAAAAUAUGCAAAGUGUGUCUUUGUUUUAA